This is a messenger RNA of Armigeres subalbatus, 3532 nucleotides long. RefSeq lists its product as uncharacterized. The record is from RefSeq and is a predicted model, not a curated record. Gene Ontology annotation, molecular function: microtubule binding; beta-tubulin binding. The coding region runs from base 101 to 3478 and encodes 1125 amino acids. The transcript is spliced from 9 exons. NCBI's taxonomy places the organism in Eukaryota, Metazoa, Arthropoda, Insecta, Diptera, Culicidae.
UGACAUUCAUGCACCAAAAUAGAGCAAAAUAAGAAACGAGUAACAUCAAAAAUAUAGUGCAAAAUUGUUUUUGUGCUUUAUUGAGAAAAAACGAGCAAAUAUGAAGAAAAAAUCAUCAAAGAAACAAAAGGCUCCAAAAAUAUCCCCGGAAGAACAGCUUGCGAUUAUUCAGCAUGAAGCAGAAGAAAAAUGGAAAACUGAACAACUAGAAUUGGCCGAGAAAAGCAACGUUGAACUAAAAGAAUACAACCAACGACGCGUUAUUCUAGUUGAUACGAACAAGUUUUUCAGAAAACUUGAAAAAGCCGCGGCCGAAACAUACCGCCAAAAGACUAGAGAUCAAGAAUGGGAGCAUUAUGUUAGCUGUAAGAGAACUCCCGACCCCGCUGAUGCUGCCGAGCUGAGAGAAUUUCUUUACCAUUGGAAUUAUGAGCUGGAACAGCAGGCAAAAGAUUUCGUAAGCUGGACGCUUAACGUGAACGAACGAAGCGUUCUGACUCAGGAUGAAGCCGACCCCGACGAAACGUGGAAAUGCCGUUUCGAUAAAUAUAAAGAUAUUGGAUCGUCAUAUCUUCCUGGAAUUCGGAAUGCGCUCGAAAUGCUCGCUCUUAUCGAAGAUUCGGCCCUGAAAAGCUUCUCGCAGAAGGAAGUCAUCAAGGUGCGGGAUGAGAUACGGAUGAAAAUUUCGCAUGUACUGGAUGAAAUAACGAUGCGAGUGGGAGGCAAUAUAUGGCGCGAUAUGAUACCAAUGGAUCCGAUUACGGCAGAAUUCAUGUUCACGUCGGAUAUCAUUAAUUUUUACCACUGGAGCUUCCAGCAUGUUCCGUUGCCUCCGGAAUACCACUACUUGGUAAAAUCGAUCGAAAUGAAGUCCGUUCCAAUGACAUUUCAGAAACCCCCAUCUUUCGACUUGAAGGACUGUUCAAUGCGUGGCAUGUGGACCCAGUUCGAUCACUAUUCCGAUUUAGAUCCAACGUAUCGGUGUCCGAUUUCGGAAACCAUUCCCGAUUUGAUUGCGUCCCAGGAAAUAGAGUGGGCAGAUAGGGCCCAGUUGAAAGAGCAAAAGUUGCAAGAAAUGAAGUCGGCCAGGAGGCUAUAUGAGGAAGAGAAGAAAAAGAAAGAACUCGAAGAGUUGGAAGCAGCCAAAGCUGGAAGUGCAAAUAAAACAUCUAAAAAGUCCGGAAACACAAAGACUGCUAAGAAAAAGAAAAAUAAAGCAAAAGAAAAGGCCACUACAAACGCACUAGAAGCUCCACCUCCUAUAAUAACUGAAACAACAUCUGUCGAUAUUGACGAAUUAUACAUAAUUCAAGAACAGCAAAAUUAUGAGCGAAAAAUGGAGCUUAUUGGUCCAAAAUCGAUGGAUUUAGAUAAUGAUUACGUAAACCUUAGACGCUACACCAUGAAUGGGGGAAUAUUUUCCAUCAAUUAUUUUAACAAGCUUCCUCAACCGUCAGAGAUCAGAUGUGAUUUCAUAUACUCCACUUUACCAGAAGGUCUCAAGCUAAUGGAGAAGACAUUUACAAGCCAGGAGUCUUCCGAGCUUAUAAUACUCAAAGUUAAACUUCCUGAGCAGUACUUCUGGUGGCACAGCCCGAUUGUAUGCUUUUGGGAGGUGUGGGAACAGAGCAGUGAGUUUCAAUCGUUGAGUGAAGAAUUACAAAAUUUUCAUUUGAACUAUGACGAAAUAAUGGAGGAGAAAUCUAAACAAUUCUUCAGUGCUUCAAAAAUUCAAAGACCAAUACUGAAGCCAACGGUUAUUCCGGAUUUUCCUAUUACUGACAUUCCGCUGGAUGUAAAAAUCCACUUUUUGAUUAAAGAUCACAUACUGCCGAGACUACCUCAACGAUUCAAAUUUCACGCAGAAAUGCACAAACAGUUUUCAUUAAUACAAAGUCUGUUCAUGCAAAAUCAGCGACUGAAAAUCGAGGAACAGCUGAACGAUUUGCUGAGUAAAAAGUUUCAGAAGCUAUUGACAGAAGGAUAUAGCAUUGGUGAACUUGAGCAACGCUUCAGAGUACCAAGUCUCUCUGAUGUUCCUGUUGGAAAAGAUAGCAUGGCUUCGUUGGUUGGUGCUUCAUUGAGCUCGGAAAUACAAACGCCAAUCGAACCGAUGCUGGAAGAGCUAAUUGAAGCGCAAUAUGCACCUGCUUAUUUGUUUCCACCAUGUCGAAAAAUACCGUUUUUGGUUAUAACUGAAAAAUAUAAAUUGGAACCUGUUGAUUUAGAACUUGACGAAAUGGCCCAAGAAAUUCUGGAAAGUGUUAUUUCGGAAGAUGAUUUCAGCUCCGAAUCUGUUUACAAAUUAUUCUCUACAUUUAUAAAAUUCCUCGACCGGUUACGUGAGCUGGAGCAACCCAUUUUUCCUGAAGUUAUUGAGCCUGAUGAAACCGAAGAAGAUUUUGAAAUACACCAAAUAAACAAACCAAGAAUUAUUUCUAGAGAUUCCACUCAUCGUCAUGCAUCAUGGAUCGAUCUGCCAGGUGCAAGAACUUCGAGAAGGUUAUCUUCUUUUUCAAUGGUAGGAACUUCACGACCGCUGUCCAGAAACUCUGUGCAGAUAACGAGGAAGAAACGGAAACGGCGUAAAUCAACAACUCUUCAAAGCACUUCUGACGUGUCAACGGAAGACGAACGUGAACUGAAAGCAACUGAUCCAGUGGAACUCACAAAACUGCCUCAUUCGCCGGGACGUUGGUCUACCAAAUUAGUACAUAAGCAGGAAUAUGAUCCUAUUUCAAGAACUGUCACCAUCUGGACAGAAAGGCUUGGAGUUUUCGGGUUUGCCAUGGAGAAGUAUUAUAACUUACCAUUCAAAGGAUGGGACUUAAGAAGAGUUGGGAAAAUAUCUGAUUUAACAACAAGAGUAACUCUAUAUUGCGUCGGUAUGCAGUUGAACAUAAACGUUACGAAGUCCGGGUACGCACUUGAAUUCCAAGCAAAUCCACAAGACAUAACUCCACCUUCGCAAGAACUUUCCUUAGACGAACUUGUCAAGUAUUUGAUCGGAAUCAACGUAAAUAUUUUUCCCGACGUGGACGCACCAUUCUAUGUCUCGGGUAUGACCACCCCAAAGCACGAAUCUAUGGAAAAUCACAGCUUGAAGUGCAUGUCUGCCUUCUGUUUAACUCACAACUUUUCGAACUGUUUCUGGAACCAAUAUGCACCCUUCAGGGAAGUCCUGUUUCAGAGCCGCCAAGUGAUCGAGGGUUGCCCUGAGCAGCAGCUCGUAACCGUCUUGGCGAGUCCUUUGAAAGCAGCUAUGGUGAGGGUGGAGGAGAUGUGCUCCCCAUUGGAUGAAGUUAUUUUGGCGUAUCACCCUACACCCGAAAAUCAAUCGUAUUAUCCCGAUGUGUACAGUCUGCUGAAAGACAAUCUAGAGGAUCCAUCACGAAAACUGUUUAUGAAAACUCCUGCUAUGCUGCAGUGGAAUGUUGCACAAAUUAUACAAAAACUUCAUCUGUUUAGCUAUAGUUAAAAUGAAUUUUCCGAAAAUUGUUCUAAAUGUUAGUUAUUAUCUGUUGAAAUACAG